AUGGCAAGGUCACCAGAAACGCAGUACCCAGUGCAGGUCAUUGGAUGGGCUGCACAUGACUCCUCUGGGCAUCUCUCUCCAUUCAAGUUUUCGAGAAGGGCCACGGGCGAGCAUGAUGUGCAGUUUAGAGUGUUGUACUGUGGGAUCUGUCACUCGGAUCUUUCUAUGGCCAAGAAUGAAUGGGGCUGGACCGUGUACCCUAAUGUACCAGGCCAUGAAAUUGUGGGUGUGGUAACUGAGGUUGGCAACAAGGUGGAGAAAUUUAAGGUUGGUGACAAAGUAGGCGUGGGCGCCCUACUAGCAUCAUGUCGCAACUGCGACAUGUGUGCCCAAGAUCUUGAAGUUUACUGCGCACAAAAGAUAUUCUCUACCGGCGCAAUUGACACGGAUGGAAACCCCACACACGGUGGCUUCUGCGAUCUCAUGGUAGCUGACGAGCACUAUGUUAUCCGGUGGCCUGAGAAUUUGCCUAUGGAUGCUGGUGCACCACUCCUGUGUGCUGGGAUCACUACCUAUAGCCCCUUGAGAUACUUUGGACUUGAUAAACCUGGAAUCCAUGUUGGCAUUGUUGGCCUUGGUGGGCUUGGCCAUUUAGCUGUGAAAAUUGCCAAGGCUUUUGGUGCAAAGGUGACUGUCAUCAGCACAUCCGCUAGCAAAAUGCAGGAAGCUAUACAAAAACUUGGUGCAGAUGCAUUCUUGGUCAGCAGUGACCCUGAGCAGAUGAAGGUAACUAUUAGCACUAUGGAUGGAAUUCUUGAUACUGUUUCAGCAAAUCACCCGAUUGUCCAUUUACUCAAUUUAUUGAAGCCUCAAGGGAAGCUUAUAAUGCUUGGUAUAUCUGAAAAGCCACCCGAGCUGCCUACAAUUCCUGUCAUAAUGGGGAGAAAGACUAUUGCCGGGAGUGCCAUUGGAGGCAUGAAGGAAACCCAAGAAAUGGUCGAUUUUGCAGCGAAGCACAACAUAUUAGCAGAUAUAGAGAUCAUCCCAAUCGACUAUGCCAACACUGCAAUGGAACGCCUCAAGAAAGCCGAUGUCAAGUAUCGAUUUGUGAUCGACAUUGGCAAUUCACUGAAAUCUGCCUAA
This is a messenger RNA of Coffea eugenioides, 1083 nucleotides long. Its product is annotated as 8-hydroxygeraniol dehydrogenase-like. The transcript is spliced from 5 exons. Lineage: Eukaryota; Viridiplantae; Streptophyta; Magnoliopsida; Gentianales; Rubiaceae. The record is from RefSeq and is a predicted model, not a curated record. Gene Ontology annotation, biological process: lignin biosynthetic process. Gene Ontology annotation, molecular function: zinc ion binding; cinnamyl-alcohol dehydrogenase activity. The coding region runs from base 1 to 1083 and encodes 360 amino acids.